This is a messenger RNA of Xyrauchen texanus (razorback sucker), 1234 nucleotides long. RefSeq lists its product as uncharacterized. Lineage: Eukaryota; Metazoa; Chordata; Actinopteri; Cypriniformes; Catostomidae. The transcript is spliced from 2 exons. Bases 157 to 687 code for a protein of 176 amino acids. The record is from RefSeq and is a predicted model, not a curated record.
UCAGGAGCAGCCAGUUAAUGUCUCCGUAUACGUGCUCAUGUUUGAGUUUUGUCUCAUACUGUCCUCCAUUCAAGCACAGCAGGCUAGACAGGAGGACAAAACCUGGACAUCUGAACCUUAGAAGAUUUUCCUAUAGACACUCAAUAAUCUCCCAGCAUGUUCUCAAAAUGUAAAAUCGUCUCGUUUACCUGCCUUUUGCUCCUGACAACGCUGUUUCCAGUGGUCUGGUCGCGUCGGGGCGGGGGCUUUGGCCGUGGCGGGGGCAACAGAAAUGGAGGAUGGGGUGGCUCCAAUCGUGGAGGCUGGGGUGGAGGGGCUGGCCAGCCCUACCAUGUUCCUCCCGUCCAUACUGGAGGUUCCUCUGGAUCUAGUGCUGGGAGGGUAGCAGGGGCCGCAGCUGCUGGAGCUCUGGGAGGCAUGCUGAUAGGUCAAGGCUUGAGCUCUAUGGCCCGACCUGGAUAUGGGUACGGAGGAUACGGAGGAUAUGGACAUGGGUAUGGGCAUGGCUACCCCAGGUAUGGAGCAGGACAUGGGGGUGGGUAUUCAGGAGAUCUCAAUGCAGGGGAGUUCCGAAAUGAGACCGAUAUGGAAUAUUACAUGGGAGCGGCGUCAGUUGGACCCAUUUACAGUUGUGUUACAGUCCUGGGACCUGUGAUGACAUUCUUACUUGGGCAAUAUCUGUCAUAGGGGUGCUUUGGCACAGGGCUUUGAACCUGCUCUUACCUGGACACUUCUAUUUUUUCUAUCAAUAUCUGGCAGAUGCCGUAUUAAAUUAUGGGCUAAAUGUAAAUAAAAAGCACAAUUAGAAGUCAUUUCAUAGGGUAUUCAUUUUGCUCUGUAUAUGAUCUCUCCCCUAAAGAUUUCUGUAAAAUUGACAACACAAAAACAGGGUUACAUUUACAUUUGUUUGAUUGGCAAACAAGGCUUAUGGUAAAAUCACAUUAAACUAUCAUGAGCGUUGAGGACAAAUCUUGUUAAACAGCUCAAAUGCUCUCUACCUCACAUUACCCAGGCUCUUUAACAAGCACCCGAAUCUGUUAAGAUCUCAUUGCUUUUGCUUUUACAACCUCUUUAGAUGUGUUAAUCAGUAUGCAUGUUUAUUUUUGUACUGCUAGAAUAAUUUGAUAUUCUAUCAUAAUCACUUGACUUUGUAAUUUUCAAAUCCAGGUCAGUAAUACUGUCUAUUGUCUGUGUAAACAACAGUAGUAAACAAGGCAGACAAAGUCUAACUAGC